UUCAAGACGGCGCGCCAUAAAUACGCGCCCUUUCGCGACGCACAAUAAAUAACAAAUUUAUUUACAGGCCCUUAUACAAAUCAAUUAUACAAUAAUACUAUAAUGUAAACUAAGACUGUAUCGUCGACAAUAAAUAGUGAUAUCAUAAUAAGAUGUAAAAAGUGAAUGGAUGCGUAUUGUGUAAGCUAAAAGUGAAAGCCAGUCAGUGCGGCUAACGGAUCUACGCCGUGUGAACGCGUGUGACAGAAGAUAAAACCGCUAAAAACUGAUAUCUUUGGAAACCUCAUUCCUAAAGACAUAGGAAGGAAUAGGAUUAGAGAAUAGAUGCUCUUGGAGAGUUUUGGAUAAAAGAAAUGAAAUCUGGAAAAAUUAGAGUGUGCAUUUUGAAUUUGGAAUAGAUAUACGAAAAGCGUUGAAGACCACGAGGUUUUAUCACAUUUAGUGUAUUGCCGCCCCCGGCGAUCAGCCAAUGACGCUGAGGGUUCCGCCCCGGAGCGGUCCGACGCUUCUAGCGUUACUUCUUGUACUCUAUGCUGGGGUAGAGUGCCGGCGUCCAGAGCCGUACUAUGGCCGCAUAAUCGGACGCUUAACUCAAUAUGCCCACGGCAUACGAGGCACGGCAUAUGCCGUAGACGAGAACACAGUCUUUAUACGAGGCUUCGCAUACGAUGGGACUGGACCGGACGCCUAUUUCUGGAUUGGGGAUACCCCUCAACCUUCGCCAGAAGGCAUCCUUGUGCCAUAUCCUGAAGAUUAUCCUAGCAGAGAUCCACCGGUAUUAUCAGCACAUUCCAAUUCUGAUAUCCUUUUGCGGUUGCCAGGAGGCAAACGCCUUAGAGACAUCAAGUGGAUCAGUGUGUGGUGUCGUAGAUUUACUGUAAACUUUGGUGACGUGUUUGUCCCUCCCGGAUUGGACCCCCCAAGACCACGUGUACUGCCAGAGUUCAAGCGACUUGCUCACGGCCUGCGAUCUGGUAACAUUAGCGUGUUGGAUGCAAAGACGUUCUACAUUCCCAACUUGCAUUACGAUGGUGCUGGACCUGACGCCUACUUCUGGGUUGGGAACGGUAGUGAACCCAGUCCUUUUGGAACAAAGGUACCGAAUGAAAUGGGAUCCCUCAACCCUCUCCGAGGCUACCAAGGUGAGGAUAUAGAGAUCCAGUUACCUGGUAAAUUGACGGCUUAUGACAUCGACUGGCUUGCUGUCUGGUGUGUAGAAUACAGGCAUAACUUUGGUCACGUUUAUAUUCCUAAGGAUUUAGAUGUACCACCUGCGUUAGGACAGACGAAGAUUACUCCUGCUUGGUGGUAUAAUCCGACUAGUUCAACCACAUCUCAGACACCGUAUAGCUCUUCUAACAAUUGUAAGGAAAUUCUUGAUAAAAGGCUGCAAGUGCGAUGGGAGAUACAGGGCGACCUAAUCCAAAUAACGCUGGCUGCCCGUCUUCGUAAGGAGCAGUACAUGGCAUUCGGUAUUUCCGGUGCUGAAGGACGUGCUGCUAUGCUUAACGCUGAUGUGGUCGUAGCAUAUUGGGAUAAUAGAUCAAACCAGCCGCGUGUAGCAGACUACACGAUUACUCACCUUGCACAGUGUGAUGGAGAGAGAGGGGUGUGUCCUGAUGCUAGACUCAGUGGAAGCAACGAUGUGGUGCUUGUUUCCGGACAUCAAAAAGACGGUGUAACCACCAUAACUUACCGUCGUCCGAUUGCCGCGAAGGAGGCUUUGAAGGAUAAGGAAGUGCUGACGUCACGGUCUCAGUCUGUUAUAGCUGCUUUUGGGCCACUCAACUCUAGAUAUGAGGCUAAUGCUCACUCAUUUAUGGAUACCACUAGAAAUGAUGUCCAACUCGACUUUGGAGCCUUGAACGACAAUACUUGUGUUGGUUUGGCUGAACUUGAGGCGGGCGGACCGGCACCUUGGCCAGCUCGAAUAAUCGCUGGGGUCAGCAACUUCACAGCUCGGAUUGGUCCUGCAGGUGGUAGGAGAGGAUACACUCCUAUUACUGACAAUGAAACCAUAGAGGGAUUUCUGCCAUAUGGACAUCCAUCUUGGGGUAUCGCCUGGUAUAUCAAUGAUAUGUUGAUCCCUGAAAUUUACGUGGAGCGCGGGAAAACGUACACUUUUUUGGUAGAAGGUGGUGACGAUAGGACGAACCCGGCUAAGUUCCAUCCAUUCUACAUAAGCGAUUCUUCAGAAGGAGGAUUUGGACAAAAGCGUGAGGAGGAUCAGAGGAAGCAACGAGUGUUUGCGGGAGUCGCUUAUGAUAAUGAGGGAUACCCAUACCCAACAGCUGUGGGAAGAUACUGCGAAUGGACCCACAAGACAACAGACCAGUCAAGCACUUCUGAAACCUUUGAAGAUUACCUUCAGACUCUGCAGCUGGAGUGUAACGAAGGUGAACCUGCUGUAUUGGAAUGGACUGUCGCACACGAAACCCCUGACUUGCUUUAUUACCAGUGCUACACGCAUAAUAACCUUGGCUGGAAGAUCCAUGUAGUUGACCCAGGGACGCAAAUACACCUUCCGGGCCAAACAGGCGUCUGCUCAAGUUUAGCGCCAUUACCGCUGUCAAUUAUCGCGCCAAUUCUGACAGCUGUCAUCUAUGCACGGUUUAGAUAAAGGGAACAUAUAAUAUUGUCGAGCUCUGGUUAAUUUUUUAAAGAAUUGUUCUCGCUUUCUGAGAUUACCUACUCUGUCCAAAUAAAUUAAUAUUUUUGUACGUGGUUGUAUAAGUCAAUCGCCGUACCAAAAUAUAUUUUUUUCAACACCAUACCUAUGCUUGUAUAGAAUUACUAUAGCCUGAGGCAAUUAAUAGUGAAUAGACUACAAUGGUUGAAAAUUAGUAAAAAACCAGAGCUCCUUUCCUAUAAUUGUACAGAUUAUGUUAUGAAAGGGUAUUUAAUGUCAAUAUACAAAAUAUCAAUUUCAUAUCAAAAUUAAAACGCAUAUUUUGUGCAUCUAUCUUUACAUUUUAGACUUAUUUGAAGUUUGUAGACCUAUUUAGAGAUUUUAUUCAUAGAUAUAAUUGUAUGAGAGAAAGAUGAUGCGUCUUCUCUCUUUUCGUAGUAUA
Messenger RNA from Pieris napi, 3071 nucleotides. Its product is annotated as protein Skeletor, isoforms B/C. The record is from RefSeq and is a predicted model, not a curated record. The transcript is spliced from 17 exons. Bases 470 to 2620 code for a protein of 716 amino acids. NCBI's taxonomy places the organism in Eukaryota, Metazoa, Arthropoda, Insecta, Lepidoptera, Pieridae.